AAGAACUUCUACCAUGCGGCGAUUAUGAUCCUCAUGUGGCUCCAGCUCCCGAUGACGGACGGGGCGUCCCUGAUGUACGAUAAAGUUACCAAGAAGAUCGCCGUGCCGUUACUCGAGCCUUAUGUCUCAAAAUUCAACGACGGCUCCAUCCUCGGCUCCAUCGCCAAGUUCAUAGGCUUCGGCGUCAGCGCUAGUCAUGUCAUGUUCCUCUACUUCAUCUUCAUCAUCCUACCGUCGAGCGUGGAGCGUUUCAUCGUCGUCGUCACGGGCUGCCUCUAUCCCAUCGCGGCGUCGAUCGUGGCGGUCACGACGGACAUGGCCAACGACGACACGCAGUGGCUCGUGUAUUGGGUAUGCUUCGCCAGUACGCACCUGCGCGGAAAUCGAAUCUGAGUUUGAGUAGGGCGCCAGGACGACCGAUGCGUCACCCAAGCCAUCGACGCGACGUCCCUGCCCCCCACAGGUAUGUACCUCGUCAUGCUCGCCUCGGACGACAUAUUGUACUGGAUCCCGGGCUACCACUCGGCGAUGCUCACGUUCGUCUGUUACCUUAUGUUGCCGGCACGCUCACCCGCGCAGAAAUUAAGAGAUAUCACGCCGUCGACGAGACAUGUCACACAGGUGUUCAACGGCGCCGACUCCAUCUUCCGCGGCAUCCUCGUGCCCGUCUUCGGUUUGAAAGCUCAGCUACUCCGCCGCGACGCGCGCGUUCUCGCCGAGGAGACGACCAAGGGCCUCACGGAAGAGCAAAAGGCCGCCGUGGUGGCGUCGUUCAACGAAGGCGUAGCCAAGAAGACGAACUAA
This is a messenger RNA of Pelagomonas calceolata, 804 nucleotides long. NCBI's taxonomy places the organism in Eukaryota, Pelagophyceae, Pelagomonadales, Pelagomonadaceae. The record is from the annotation of a GenBank genome assembly.